CUCUCUUCUCUCUCUCUCUCUCUUUCUCUUUCCUAACCUCUCUGUAAUCUUCGCGGCUGUACGCAAAGCACCUGCUUUUGCAAGAAGGAGAAUAUCGAGAAUUUGCCAUCAUGAGCCGUUUCUUCGCGACUGGCUCAGAUUCUGAGUCUGAUAGCGCAUCUGAGGAGGAACAGGUGCAAAGGGCGCCAGCGACAGCUUUUACCUUUAGCGAUGACGAGGAAGAAACAAAGCGGGUUGUGCGCUCUACAAAGGAGAAGAGAUAUGAGGAAAUUGCUAAUCUUAUAAAACUUAUCAGGAAUUAUAAAAAAAUUAAAGAUAUGAGCAGUAUGUUAACCAGUUUUGAAGAUUUGAUGCGAGCUUAUCAAAAAGCUUUACCAGUAAUUGCAAAGGAGGAACUUGGACAAACUCCACGAUUUUAUGUUAGAUGUUUAGUAGAAAUGGAAGAUUUUAUUAAUGAUGUAUGGGAAGAUCGUGACGGACGCAAGAAUAUGUCCAAGAAUAAUUCUAAAUCACUUUCGACGCUACGUCAAAAGCUACGUAAAUAUAACAAGGACUUUGAAGAAGAUAUAGUCAAAUUCAGAGAGAAUCCCGAUCAGGAUGACGAUGAGGAGGAAGAGAGAGCUGAGGAGAUUAUGGAAUCUGAAGAAGAAGAGGAUAGUGCCGUAGCUUUUAAGAAAGCGGGAUCGGAAGCUAGUGAACCGGAUUUGACUAAAUUUAAGAAGGUUGCAACCGAUGGCGAAGAGGGUAGUGAAAGUGAAUCUGAUUGGGGCAGUGAUUCAGACAGUGAGAGCACGAGCAGUGAUGACGAAGGCCAGUAUCAAAAUAUUCGUGAACGCUUCAUUAAAAAGGCUUUAUUAGCCACAGAAGAAGACGAGGAUAAAGCGAAGAGAAAGGAACAACGUAAAGAACGUAAAGAGAAGGAGCGAAAGAAGAAACGCGACGAAGAUGAUGGUGAAGGAGAGUGGGAAACUGUCAAGGGUGGUGUGGCUAUCCCCUCUGAGAAGCCAAAAAUGUUCGCCAAAGAUGCGGAAAUUAAUACCAGCGCAGUGUUAAAGAAAUUAUCUGAGAUAAUUGCAGCUCGCGGUAAAAAGCGUACAGACAGACGGGAACAAAUAGAACUCUUGCACGAGUUACAGUCGAUAGCUGACUCACAUAAUCUUGGUCCAGCUGUGACUGUGAAGAUUAAAUUCUCUAUUGUGUCUUCCAUAUUUGAUUAUAAUCCAAAAGUUUCCGAUGCUAUGAAGCCGGAAUAUUGGUCCAAAAUAUUGGAACGCAUUAACGAAAUGUUGGAUAUGUUGUUAAACAACAUAGAUAUGGUAAUAGCAGAAACAAUUGUAGAAGAAAUGGAAGAGUUUGAAACGCCACCUUAUAAAAUGCACGGCUGCGUAUUGACGUUGGUAGAGCGUCUCGACGAAGAAUUCACUAAAUUGCUGAAAGAAUGUGAUCCACAUAGUAACGAAUAUGUAGAGAGAUUGAAAGAUGAAAAACAAGUUGCUGCUAUAAUUGAUAAGGUGCAGGAAUAUUUAGAAAGGCAAGGAACUGUGUCCGAACUUUGCCGCGUCUACCUGCGUAAAAUCGAACAUUUGUAUUACAAAUUUGAUUCAAAUGUUCUUAAGCAAAAGGAAAACGAACUGGGUUCAGAUAUAAUUACAUCUGUACAAGUUAUGGAGAAAUUAUGCAAAUACGUUUAUGCCCACGAUAAUACCGAUCGAUUAAGAACUCGCGCGAUUCUUUCGCACAUUUAUCAUCACGCACUUCACGAUAACUGGUUCCAAGCCCGCGACUUAAUUCUGAUGUCGCAUCUCCAGGAAACUAUUCAACAUUCUGACCCAGCUACACAGAUUUUAUACAAUCGUACGAUAGCUCAUUUAGGAUUAUGUGCAUUUCGUCAUGCGAAUAUUAAAGAUGCCCACAAUUGCUUGGUUGAUUUAAUGGUGACGGGUAAGGUAAAGGAACUUUUGGCGCAAGGUCUCCUUCCACAACGACAACAUGAACGCAGCAAGGAGCAGGAGAAAAUUGAGAAGCAAAGGCAAAUGCCUUUUCACAUGCACAUAAAUCUAGAACUCCUCGAAUGCGUAUACCUCGUUUCAGCAAUGCUUAUCGAGAUUCCGUAUAUGGCUGCGCAUGAAUUUGAUGCGAGGCGAAGAAUGAUUUCGAAAACGUUUUAUCAGCAAUUAAGAUCCAGCGAACGUCAAUCGUUAGUGGGACCACCAGAAUCUAUGAGAGAACAUGUCGUUGCUGCUGCAAAAGCAAUGCGCAAUGGAAAUUGGUCUGCUUGCAACAAUUACAUUAUAAAUGAAAAGAUGAAUGCAAAGGUCUGGGAUCUCUUCCAUCAAGCGGAGAAAGUACGAGCUAUGCUGACGCGAUUAAUCAAGGAAGAAGCGUUGAGGACUUACCUAUUUACGUAUUCGCAUGUUUACGAUUCGAUCUCGAUGCCAAAACUUGCUGACAUGUUUCAGCUGAAACGACCUGUGGUCCACUCCAUUAUUAGCAAAAUGAUUAUUAAUGAAGAGCUUAUGGCAUCCUUGGACGAUCCGACAGGCACUGUCGUCAUGCAUCGCAGCGAACCGAGCCGUCUUCAAUCUUUGGCCCUGCAACUUACGGACAAAGUAAACAACUUUGUCGAUUCGAAUGAACGCAUUUUUGAAAUGAAACAAGGCAACUUUUUCUCAAGAGGAAAUCAAGGCAAUUUCCGCGAUCGUCAAAAUUAUAAUCGCCAAGGGCAGGAUUGGGGCCAGCAGAGACGUGAUCGCGAUCGCGAUCGAGCGUUUAAACGUAAUAACGUGUAACGUUUAAAUACUGUCAUAUUAUAAAUAUAUCGAUAAGAAUAUUGUAUACAUACAACAAUCAUCUCGUGUUGAUAUUCUUGUAAUCACAUUCGACAAUUGUUUCAUUCGUUUAUGUUUUGAUUGAUUUGGAGUAGAAAUUAUUAACGAAUCGUUCAAUGAUAUAUUUGACCGUAUUCGCUUUGUUCUAUACUUUUAAAUUUUUUUUUUUUUUUUUUUUUUUCCUCUCUCAUAUUGUAGAAUCAUUCACGUUUACUCUCUUUCAUCGUUCGUACACAAAAAACUAUUAUAAUCUCUUGUCUCUCUAUUUAUACAAAAAAAAAGGAUAGAUACAAUAUCUUUUACAUUCCUGAUGAAUGCUAUCAGAGAGUUUUCAUAUUUCUUGUAUUCUCUGAAUAAGUUUGUUACCCGUUAAGAUAGCGUCGGACGCAAGAAUGAGACGUAUCCCUAUAGACUUUUCGAUGAGUCGACAGGCCGCUAUUUCUGCGCAUGUAAUGCCUCCUACCACACAGAUCACGACCAUCUUUGGUGAUAACGCACCCCGUUGACCGUUCACGACGCAACCCGAUAAAUUCAUUAAGUCUUCAAAGCUGCGAGGAUCCUUCUCUUGAUUCGAUACGAUGUUUAAUAUUUGUGCCUACAAUUAAUAUCGUGAAAUUAAGUAAUAUUACAAUAUUAUAAUAUACAAAGAAAAUUAUAAAAAUACGAACUAUGGCGGGUAUAUAAGCGUUGUUGAACACAUAACUAGGACAGAUACGACUGUUGUGAUCGGAUCGUUUAGAAUAAUUGGGUAACAUCUUUAAUCUUUGCGCAUUGCUGCCCCAUUCGCUAUUCCGGUUUGGCAAUUUGUGUAAAAUAUUUUCGGUUCUAUACUUCAACAAACCAACGGUGUGUAAUUUGUAAAAUAAAGGGAUAUGUU
Formica exsecta is the source of this 3705-nucleotide messenger RNA. It is a transcript of the gene eIF3c, whose product is annotated as eukaryotic translation initiation factor 3 subunit C. Gene Ontology annotation, biological process: translational initiation. Gene Ontology annotation, cellular component: eukaryotic translation initiation factor 3 complex. The record is from RefSeq and is a predicted model, not a curated record. Bases 111 to 2789 code for a protein of 892 amino acids. Gene Ontology annotation, molecular function: translation initiation factor activity; RNA binding; translation initiation factor binding. Lineage: Eukaryota; Metazoa; Arthropoda; Insecta; Hymenoptera; Formicidae. The transcript has 15 exons.